Thermothelomyces thermophilus ATCC 42464 is the source of this 415-nucleotide messenger RNA. RefSeq lists its product as uncharacterized. Gene Ontology annotation, biological process: protein N-linked glycosylation. NCBI's taxonomy places the organism in Eukaryota, Fungi, Ascomycota, Sordariomycetes, Sordariales, Chaetomiaceae. The record is from RefSeq and is a predicted model, not a curated record. Bases 159 to 401 code for a protein of 80 amino acids. The transcript has 2 exons.
AAGCUUCCCUCUUCACAAAGCAGCAAGCGAAAGCUGUCCAAUUGACAUUUCAGUUGCUUGCAGCCAGGCCACCACCAUCAGCAACUCAUCGUUUCCCGGGUUCGGCUUCCUCUUGCAAAACCCGCAAAACCCUACAGAGCCCGCGGCAUCAGCAGCACAUGGAUUCAUCACUGCAUGAGGUCUGGCAGGCAGCAGCUGGCUCGCCCUUUGUCCCAACCGUCGGCAAGGACAGCCAAUUCAUCGUCGCCUUCGUUCUGCUGCUGACCGGCCUCUCCCUCGGCGGCGCAUUUACUCUGAACCGAUCAGUCCUGAACAUACCUCUUCUCGCCGUCCCAGCAUCCCUAGCUCUUGCGUAUGUCGACUUUCCCCUGCUCCUCCAUCCUCAGCAAGACUCGAAUUAACGGAGAACUCUUUU